Messenger RNA from Camellia sinensis, 438 nucleotides. Lineage: Eukaryota; Viridiplantae; Streptophyta; Magnoliopsida; Ericales; Theaceae. The record is from RefSeq and is a predicted model, not a curated record.
AUGGCCUUGGAGUCUGCAAAUCUGACAGUGACCAAGAUAUGGUCUGGGAGGAGGUCGAGGGUCUUAUGGGGUGGAGGAACCUACAUUGGUAGUAGUAGGUGGACGCUGGGCAGAAGGGUAUGGUGUACGCUAGUUAGUGUUGGUAUUGUGUUGAGGAUUGAAGGGGUGCCAAUGUUUGUUGGAUUUCCAUAUGCCUCACUGUCGAGUACGCCCCCCACUCCUACAUCCAGCCCCAUUACCACCUGGAUACCUCCACAUAUUCGGGUUGUGUCACCUAAUCCCCAACCGCCACUUCCACCGCCAUUUGAAGUUGUCGUCCCUCAGCAACUACCAUGUGACGCUUCCACAUCAUCUGUCGUGCUAAUUCCAUCCCCCAAUCCACCACCAGACCCCCAAACAGACGCUACCAACCUGCCAUCAUCAUCCACUCCUACCUAA